UAUCAAGAAAAUAUGGUUCAUCUGGGUGAACAUAAAUGGACGCAUGUGUUCCCUUUUCUGGCGGUGUCACUGGUGUACUCUGCUAAUGCUGAAUAUUCUAACUGCGGUGAAAAUGAAUACUAUAACCAGACCACUGGAAUGUGCCAUGAUUGUCCCCAGUGCAAGCCAGGAGAAGAGCCUUAUAUGACUUGUGGCUAUGGCACCAAAGAUGAAGACUACGGCUGCAUUCCUUGUCCGUCUGAAAAGUUUUCUAAAGGAGGUUACCAGAUAUGCAGGCGUCAUAAAGAUUGUGAGGGAUUUUUUCGAGCCACUGUCAUGACACCUGGUGAUACAGAGAAUGAUGCAGAAUGUGGGCCUUGUCUCCCUGGUUACUACAUGUUGGAAAACAGACCCAGGAACAUCUAUGGCAUGGUUUGCUACUCAUGCUUGUUGGCACCUCCUAACACCAAGGAAUGUGCUGGCAUGACCUCUGGUGUUUCAGCCAUUUUCCCAAGUACCUCUGGCACAAACACGCUCUCGCCUUUUCAGCAUGCACACAAAGCAGAUCUUUCAGGACAAGGGCAUCUGGCUACUGCUCUAAUAAUUGCCAUGUCUACUAUAUUCAUAAUGGCUAUUGCCAUUGUCUUGAUCAUCAUGUUUUACAUUGUGAAAACAAAACCUUCUGGUCAAGCCUGUUGCACCAGCCAUUCAGUAAAAACAGUCGAAGCUCAAGCCAAUAUGCAAGAAGAGAAGACAGACGUACAAGAAAAUGUUGUGAUUUUCUCAGAGAAAGAGGAGUUUGAAAAACUGACAGCAACUCCAGCUAAGACUGUUAAAAGUGAAAACGAUGCAUCUUCUGAGAAUGAACGACUUUUAAGCCGAAGCAUGGACAGUGAUGAAGAAGCUGCUGUUGAUAAACAAGGGACCCCAGACCUGUGCUUGUUAUCUUUAGUUCAUCUCACCAGGGACAAAUCUUCUACAAAUAACAAAUCAACCGGGAUUCAAAGUCGAAGGAAAAAGAUACUUGAUGUGUAUGCCAACGUAUGUGGUGUUGCCGAAGGUCUCAGUCCCACAGAGCUGCCAUUUGAUUGCCUGGAGAAGACCAGCAGGAUGCUCAGCUCAACGUACAACUCAGAAAAAGCUAUUGUGAAAACAUGGCGCCACCUUGCUGAGAGCUUUGGACUAAAGAGGGAUGAAAUAGGUGGUAUGACAGAUGGCAUGCAACUCUUCGACCGCAUCAGCACAGCCGGCUACAGUAUCCCAGAACUUCUAACCAAACUAGUGCAAAUUGAGCGGUUAGAUGCUGUUGAGUCUUUGUGCGCAGAUAUUUUGGAGUGGGCACAAGUGAUGCCUUCACCUGAACCAGUGGUUACAUCCUGA
Messenger RNA from Terrapene triunguis (Three-toed box turtle), 1359 nucleotides. It is a transcript of the gene EDAR, whose product is annotated as ectodysplasin A receptor. The record is from RefSeq and is a predicted model, not a curated record. The transcript is spliced from 11 exons. The coding region runs from base 13 to 1359 and encodes 448 amino acids. Gene Ontology annotation, cellular component: plasma membrane. Gene Ontology annotation, molecular function: signaling receptor activity. Gene Ontology annotation, biological process: positive regulation of canonical NF-kappaB signal transduction; positive regulation of JNK cascade. NCBI's taxonomy places the organism in Eukaryota, Metazoa, Chordata, Testudines, Emydidae.